This is a messenger RNA of Puntigrus tetrazona (Sumatra barb), 1406 nucleotides long. Its product is annotated as rano class II histocompatibility antigen, A beta chain-like. Gene Ontology annotation, cellular component: membrane; MHC class II protein complex. Gene Ontology annotation, biological process: immune response; peptide antigen assembly with MHC class II protein complex; immunoglobulin production involved in immunoglobulin-mediated immune response. The record is from RefSeq and is a predicted model, not a curated record. Gene Ontology annotation, molecular function: MHC class II protein complex binding. Bases 87 to 884 code for a protein of 265 amino acids. NCBI's taxonomy places the organism in Eukaryota, Metazoa, Chordata, Actinopteri, Cypriniformes, Cyprinidae. The transcript is spliced from 5 exons.
GUGGGCUGGCAUUAGAUGAGACAUUUACUGUAACUACAGCCAGGCUUAUUUCAUCUCUGUGCCACUAAAAUAACACUGAAUGAACCAUGCGCUAUGAUUGUGUGAUUUACCUGGCUUUGUUAUCGCCUGCUUUGUUUGAGACAGUUCUUGGUCAUUAUGGAUUCGGCCUUGCUCUCUGCCGUGUGCUUGGCUCUUUAAAAAGUAUUGAGAUUAUUUACUCAGUCCAUUAUGACAAAACUGAGUUGCUGAGAUUUAACAGUACCGAGAACAAAGUAGUUGCUUACACUGAAUAUGCAAUGAAAUGGGCAGACGACCUGAAUAAAAAACCUGAGUGGCUACAUAUGGAGGCAGAAAAAAACAUUAGAGACUGCAAGCGGUUUGGACAGCUAUUCCUCCCUAUGAUAGAAGAAACAGUAAAACCAGAAGUCGUUAUCCGGUCAGUAAGGCAAGCCAGUGGUCAGAGUCCAGCAAUGCUGAUCUGCAGUGCCUAUGACUUCUACCCCAAACCCAUCAAACUGACGUGGAUGAGAGAUGAUAAAGAGGUGACAGCUGAUGUGACGUCCACUGAGGAGCUGGCUGAUGGAGACUGGUACUAUCAGAUCCACUCCCACCUGGAAUACUUCCCUAAACCCGGAGAGAAGAUCUCUUGUGUGGUGGAGCACGCCAGCUCCAACAGACCCAUGAUCUAUCACUGGGAUCCGUCUUUGUCAGAGUCUGACAGGAAUAAGUUUAUAACAGGUGCUGCAGGGUUGGUGUUGGGAGUGAUUAUGGCAGCAGGAGGAUUGAUCUACUAUAAAAUAAAACACAAAGCACGUUUUCCAUCAGCUGGAAGUCAAGACAUCAGAUGCUCUGAACCUCUGCAUACACUGAGUGGCACUGAGUGAUAGAAAUACACUGCCUGGCCAGGUUGGCAUUUAGAUGUAAAUAAGCAAAUACUGAAUUUUGUAAGGGGUGCAAUGCAAUAUUGGAGUGUGCAUUUUUUUAGUACAGACAGAGAAAGUUUAACUCCAGCAUAUUCCAAAAAUACUUAAUGGAGCUAUGAUCAGGACUUUCAGGUGAUUUUUUUUCUUUCAACAUGGCUACUCAAGAAAUGGAAAGCUAUGCAUUGCAUCAGGAUUAAAAAAAAUUGACAAAGGUGACAUGCUUGAAACUUAUUAAUCGUUUAACACCAAUGUGUAAAUGUAAUAACUGUGUUAUUGAGUUUUUAAACUUUCUUAUUAGUCUAAAAAGAGCUUGUACUGAAGGCAAUAUGCCAAAACAACACAUAAUAGUGUGGCUAAAAAAUAAAAAUGAUUGUUAAUUUUACAGUAAAAUGUUGUUAAUUGUACAGUUUUUAGAAGCAAGUGAAACAUGUAAACCAUUUAAGUGUUGGCUGCUGCUUUCCAUGAAUAAAAAAAAAAGCAUCA